This is a messenger RNA of Cricetulus griseus (Chinese hamster), 3023 nucleotides long. Lineage: Eukaryota; Metazoa; Chordata; Mammalia; Rodentia; Cricetidae. The record is from RefSeq and is a predicted model, not a curated record.
CCAGUUGUGUGUGGUGGAAGCCUCCCUGGGUGCUCAGAUGGAGGAGCCAAUGGCGUUUUCUCCCCUGCUUGGCGGUGACCGGAGUCCCGCUGAUGACUCCUUAAAAAAAUAUGAGCAGAGUGUUAAACUUUCAGUACCCUGUAAUACAAGUUGCUCCAGGUGUGCCAGGACCAUACUGUGAUCACAGUCAUGAAAGUUCCGUCAGAAAAACAUUAUGGAUAACAAUCAACUAAUUCCAACAGUGAAUUGUUCAAGACUAAAAUUCCUGGAGAAGCCCACCUGUACCAGUUUAUUCAUUUUAAAAGUAUACUUAUUGCCGACCAUUUUUAAAGGCAUUAAAAAAGACAUUGAGAAGCUUUGUGAAGCUGUACCUCAGCUUGUCAAUGUGUUUAAAAUUAAGGACAAAAUUGGAGAAGGCACAUUCAGCUCUGUUUAUUUGGCCACGGCACAGCUGCAAGUAGGACAUGAAGAGAAGAUUGCACUGAAACACUUAAUUCCAACAAGCCACCCUGUAAGAAUCGCAGCAGAGCUCCAGUGUCUGACAGUUGCGGGGGGGCAAGACAAUGUCAUGGGAGUUAAGUACUGCUUCCGGAAGAACGACCAUGUGGUUAUUGCCAUGCCGUAUCUGGAACAUGAGUCAUUUUUGGACAUUUUGAAUUCUCUUUCCUUCCAAGAAGUACGGGAAUAUAUGUUUAAUCUCUUCAUAGCUCUGAAACGGAUUCAUCAGUUUGGUAUUGUUCACCGUGAUGUGAAGCCCAGCAAUUUUUUAUAUAAUAGACGUCUGAAAAAGUAUGCCUUGGUGGACUUUGGUUUGGCCCAAGGGACUCAUGACACAAAAAUAGAACUUCUCAAGUUUGUCCAAUCUGAGGCUCAGCAGGAAGAUUGCUCACAAAGCAAGUACCACGGAGUCACUGGACAAAAGGGCUCACUGAGUCGCCCAGCACCUAAAAAUCUGGAUCAGCAGUGUGCUGCAAAAACUUCUGUCAAAAGAUCCUAUGCCAGCGCACAAAUUCACAUUAAGCAAGGGAAAGACGCAAAGGAGGGAUCUGUAGGCCUUUCUGUCCAGCGCUCUGUUUUUGGAGAAAGAAAUUUCAAUAUACACAGCUCCAUUUCACAUGAGAGCCCUGCAGAGAAACUCAUAAAGCAAUCAAAGACUGUGGACAUAAUCUCAAGAAAGCCAGCAACAAAAAAGACAGCCAUGUCUACAAAAGCUGUGGCUAGUGUGACCAUGUCUACAAAAGCUGUGGCUAGUGCGAUGAGGAAAACCACCAGUCCUUGCCCGGCUGUCCUGACCUGCGACUGUUAUGGAACAGAUAAAGUCUGCAGCAUUUGCCUGUCGAGGCGGCAGCAGGUUGCCCCUCGGGCAGGCACACCAGGAUUCAGAGCACCAGAGGUCCUGACAAAGUGUCCUAACCAAACCACAGCCAUUGACAUGUGGUCUGCAGGUGUCAUACUCCUCUCCCUGCUCAGUGGGCGGUACCCAUUUUACAAGGCCAGCGAUGAUUUAACUGCUCUGGCUCAAAUCAUGACAAUUCGAGGAUCCAGGGAAACUAUCCAGGCUGCUAAAGCUUUUGGCAAAUCAGUUUUGUGUAGCAAAGAAGUCCCAGCACAAGACCUGAGGAAACUGUGUGAGAGACUAAGGGGUCUAGACCCCACCACUCCCAAGUUAGCAGUUGAUCCACCAGGGUGUGCCUCUCUAGAGAACACUGACCAUAAAGCUUCUUCCCUCGGACAGACGCCUCCAGCACAGCACUCAGAGGGUUCCUUGUGUAAAGGGGACAGUGAUGACUGUGGGAGUCGUCCCAGGGAGUGCACUACCAACUUGGAAGGCUGGGACUCGGUACCUGAUGAAGCCUAUGACCUGCUUGACAAACUUCUGGAUCUAAACCCAGCUUCAAGGAUAACAGCAGAGGCAGCCUUAUUGCAUCCAUUCUUUAAAGAUAUGAGCUCCUGAGGUGGUUUUCCAUUUACCAUCACUGCUGUGUGUUGUGAGGUGGGGUAGAUAAUCACAGGUUCUUGUUUGCAUCCAAGUCCAGGGAAGGAUGACUAACUUAUUUUUAAAGUUACAAUAUUUUGCUCUGAUGUCAGAUUGUAAGCAGAUGGGGAAUUAUUCAAGAUCCAGGGGGAGGCCUCUAUGUGAUCUUAGAGUUAAACCACCAAGUAUAGUCAGAUCUUUAGUUCCCUGGUUUUCUCUGCUUCUGGAGCAGCCUUAGCCUGAUGCAUGGGUCAAGGAACGGGUCAUAAAGGUCACAGAUGUGACAGGGAGUAAAUGAGUGAAAAAGACUGUUUCCAGAUGUCUGUGGCCUACGCUGUGUAUGCCUGGGGAACUGGCUCUUGGUGGUGUACAGGAGAGACAGUGAUCUUUCCUAUAGGUGUGCAUAUAAACACAGUUACCGCAGGGACAUAGGGGAAAUGACACCACUCAAUAUAGUUGUUUCCUGUAAGUUACACGGUGCUUACUGCAGAGUUUCUGGUUCUUCAUUAGGUGUAUUUAUUUAUAUUGGGAACCUAAUAAUGUGCAGAUUGUUGACGAGGCAGAAGUCUUUUUCUCGUACAGCUAUUUUGUCACACUAUCUUAGUUUAAUUAGGUAAUUGCCACAAGGAAAGGUGAGGGUACAACUGGGAACAUUACUGGGUUUUGUCUUCCAGGAGUACCCAGACUUCUGCAUUUCUGACCUAAGUUGACCUUGCUCAGAGAGUAAUGGUCAUUGCAGUCUCAGGUGGAUUGGGAGGAAAUACAAUGACGUAGACAAAGCAGCAAAGGGCUUGCACGGCCAUCUAUGCAUUUUUUACAUUCUGAACUGCCCUGUGUCUGUGAUAGAAUGCCAAGGUUCCCAGGGGUCAGGAGGAUAAACUUGCUGAAGAGUUCCCUUCGUAUAAUCACAGGUCAUCAGUAUAUUCACUUUCCUGUUUUGAAUCCUGAUAGAUCAAUGUGUGUACACACUUUGUCUUAUGCUGUAUUUUUUUUAAGCUUGAAUGUUUUUGGAAUAUGUAUUUAAUAAAUGUUUCCUUUCAGAUUCUUA